CGGCCUGCACUCUGGAUGAACAAGGGAGAGACCGAACUAUCAUCUCGCACCAAUUCAUCCAGCAUCUUCCCCUGAUUCGUCCCCAGAUCCGAUCGUUCACUUCCCAUCACUAAACUCCCACCAAUUAUGCGCCGCCUCUCGCCGCUGUUGGCGGUGGCGGUGGCGGAGUCCAUCGACGCCCUCCGCUUCUCCACGUGUGCCGCAACGGCGGCCGUUCCAUCCCCUCCCAACCUGGACCCCCCUCGCCUCGACCCCUCCGACAUCCGAUCUCACAAUGCCGCCCUCAUCGCAUAUUCUUCCAGGGGUAGUGAGGCACCGCGCCUCGCGCACCUCCCGGCCUCCUGCGGCGCCAUGCUAAAGUCCGGGUUCGCGCCGGACACCUUCACCUACAACUGCCUCAUGCUCGGCCUCUGCAGGGCCGGCCUCCUCACAGCCGCGUGCGGGUUGUUCGUGCAGAUGCCACGCCGUUGGGGUGCCUACUACGACAGAUACUCCUACACUAUCCUCAUCCAGGGCCUGUGUGUCGUGAGGCGCAUUGACGAUGCCUGUAGGGUGUUUGCUAAAAUGUCGAGGGGCUGGUGCAGACCCGGGGUGCACACAUACACUGUGCUGCUUGAUGGGCUCUGCAAGGCUAGGCGUGUCAGGGAUGCCAAGGCUUUGUUGGGUGAGAUGGUCGAUAAGGGUGUGGUGCCAAACGUCGUGACUUACAAUGCCUUGAUUGGUGGACUUUGUCAGGAGGGAAGGUUCGAUGAUGUGACCAAAUUGUUGGAGAAAAUGGAGAUGCAGCAGCGUGCUCCAGAUUGCUGGACAUAUACCAUAGUUGUCAUGGUCUGUGGAAGCAUGGAAAAGUGGAGCAUGGUGCCAUGGUGUUGUGUGAAGCCUGUGAAGGGCAUUGAUUUAACAGUAAAUGGCUUCGGUGGAUGA
This is a messenger RNA of Triticum aestivum (bread wheat), 924 nucleotides long. RefSeq names its product pentatricopeptide repeat-containing protein At3g22470, mitochondrial. Gene Ontology annotation, molecular function: protein binding. The record is from RefSeq and is a predicted model, not a curated record. The coding region runs from base 127 to 924 and encodes 265 amino acids. The transcript is spliced from 2 exons. NCBI's taxonomy places the organism in Eukaryota, Viridiplantae, Streptophyta, Magnoliopsida, Poales, Poaceae.